AUGAACUAUGAAAUGGCACACCUGCUCUGCUCUUAUUCCUCUUCCUUCCCCCCACCCCAAUUUCUCGCCAGUUCUCCCACCCAGCCGUCGCUCUUGCUCCUAUCCCGCCGUAUCCUCUCCCUCACUACCCACCUUCACCUCUCCUAUUCACCUCACAGUCACUCAGCCCCACCCCGCAAUCUCCUCUUCCUUACCUCCCCUCCGUCGCCUCUCCCUCCUCCCCGAUGUCGCCUCUCCCUCCUCCCCGCCGUCGCCUCUCCCUCCUCCCCGCCGUCGCCUCUCCCUCCUCCCCGCCGUCGCCUCUCCCUCCUCCCCGCCGUCGCCUCUCCCUCCUCCCCGCCGUCGCCUCUCCCUCCUCCCCGCCGUCGCCUCUCCCUCCUCCCCGCCGUCGCCUCUCCCUCCUCCCCGCCGUCGCCUCUCCCUCCUCCCCGCCGUCGCCUCUCCCUCCUCCCCGCCGUCGCCUCUCCCUCCUCCCCGCCGUCGCCUCUCCCUCCUCCCCGCCGUCGCCUCUCCCUCCUCCCCGCCGUCGCCUCUCCAUCCUCCCCGCCGUCGCCGCUCCAUCCUCCCCGCCGUCGCCUCUCCUUCCUCCCCACCGUCGCCUCUCCCUCCUCCCCGCCGUCGCCUCUCCCUCCUCCCCGCCGUCGCCUCUCCCCCCUCCCCGCCGUCGCCUCUCCCUCCUCCCCGCCGUCGCCUCUCCCUCCUCCCCGCCGUCGCCUCUCCCUCCUCCCCGCCGUCGCCUCUCCCUCCUCCCCGCCGUCGCCUCUCCCCCCUCCCCGCCGUCGCCUCUCCCUCCUCACCGCCGUCGCCUCUCCCUCCUCCCCGCCGUCGCCUCUCCCCCCUCCCCGCCGUCGCCUCUCCCUCCUCCCCGCCGUCGCCUCUCCCUCCUCCCCGCCGUCGCCUCUCCCUCCUCCCCGCCGUCGCCUCUCCCUCCUCCCCGCCGUCGCCUCUCCCUCCUCCCCGCCGUCCCCUCUCCCUCCACGCGGUUGCCUCUCCCUCCUCCCCGCCGUCGCCGCUCCUUGCUGA
Messenger RNA from Closterium sp. NIES-65, 1023 nucleotides. The record is from the annotation of a GenBank genome assembly. NCBI's taxonomy places the organism in Eukaryota, Viridiplantae, Streptophyta, Zygnematophyceae, Desmidiales, Closteriaceae.